AUGGAAGAAGCUGGGGAUGGUGAUCAUGGCGGCGGUGGGAAUGGGGAUGGGGAAGAGGAUGACAUUGAAAGAACAGAAGAGGAGGCAGAAGCGGUUCAAGAUGCGGACUAUGAUUCUGAUGUGAGUUUCCUGCCUGGUGCAACAAAGGCUGAAGAUGGGAAUGGGGAUGAUGGUGGUGAUGAGAAUGGGGAUGAUGGGAAUGACAGUGAGCGAAGGAGGGGGGAGGUCGAAGCGACACAAGAUGCAGACUACGAUUCUGAUGAGAAGGAGCAGGAGCAGGCGGAGGAGGAGGAAGAGCAAGAAAACGAAGAGGAGGAGGCACGAGUGGUGCUGGUUAGAAGGCCUCGCUCCACUGCUGCAGCACCAGGAGCAGCAGUUUCAAUUGGACGCACGAAAAUGCCUGUGGGAGCAUCAGUGACCAAAAAUAACAAGAGAAAGGGUCCGAGCAAGAGAGGGGCGCUGGCUAAUGGGCCUGGCGCUCUGAAACGCAAGAGUAGGCUCAAGCAACUGGAGGAGGAAGAGGAGGAGGAUGAUGAGGAGGAAGAGGAGGUGGGGCAGGAGGAGGGAACGGGACAGAACGGGGGGAUGCAAGGGGGAGGAGGGGAAGAUGAGGAGGGGGACGAGGAGGAAGAAGGGGAAGAGGAGGAGGAAGAGGAGGAGGAUUUAUUGGCCCUUCCGCUCUCGUUCCCUUGCCAAGCCCCUCAUCUCUCUCUCCUCUUCCCCGUCCAUCCCCAAUCUGCUGUUUCUCCACCACUGCAGCCACCAUCCCGGCAACCGUUCCCCAAGGCCCGCUCCCAGCUUGUUUCAACACCCUUCCGCUCCCAUUCCCUCUCCAACCCCCUCACCUCUCUCUGUCCUCCCCCUUACCAAUUCCAUUCUCCUGUGGGGGUUAGGAUGGGGCGGGAGGGGAGGAGGGAUAGCAGAGACGGGUGGAGGGUAGGUCAGGGAGAGGUGAGGAGGGGAGAGGAGAUUGCGGUGGGGGAGGUGGGGAGUGAGGGAGGUGAAGGAGGGGCAGGCUUAGGUGGGAUGGGUGAGAGGAGUGGUGGGGUGGAUGGCCGGGGGGCGGCAUUUUUUGGCGCUAAUGGGCAUGGGUUGGCAGGUGAUGGUGGGACCGGGAGGGAUGCGAGGAUCUAUGAGAUUUCUCAAAGUUCAGAUGGACGGAGGAAGGAGGAGGAGGAGGAGGAGGAGGAGGAGGAGGAGGAGGAGGAGGAGGAGGAGGAGGAGGAAGGGGGGGAGAAGGAGGAGGGAGUGGGCAAGAGGGAGGGAGGGUGGAAGAUGGAGGAGAGAGAGGACAAGAAAGAGUAA
Closterium sp. Naga37s-1 is the source of this 1305-nucleotide messenger RNA. The record is from the annotation of a GenBank genome assembly. NCBI's taxonomy places the organism in Eukaryota, Viridiplantae, Streptophyta, Zygnematophyceae, Desmidiales, Closteriaceae.